AGUGGAACUAAAGGUGGUCACCAGCGUCGUCCCACCCCUGUGGUCUCCACCCCGUCUCCUCCAGCUGCUUCUUCUGCUGCUUUCACCCUCGUCUUUCCAACAUGGCGUCCGUCUUCUUACUCUGGCAGUGCCGCUGACCGCCGUCGCCGUGGACGACCACCAUGGAGAGAAAACGCAGAAAGAAAGUCUUGUAGCUGCUCAGGCCUUCUGCAGUAUGGACUCAGUGUUGGAGCUCUGGACCUGAACGCUCUGUCCGGACCUCUGAGAAGAACCCGGGUUCCUGCUGCUGGUAUUCCAGACGCCGCUGGUUUUCCAGGCACCGCUGUCGGAGUGGGAGCGGAGGCCUGGAGGGAACCCAUGGUGGACGCUGCGUCACACUUGAAAAUGCUCCCACUUCCUGUGUGGGUGUCCAUGGUCAUGGGGCUGCUGGCGGGGCUCCUGCCUGUGGUCGGGAUGGAGCCGCUGGAAGGAACCAAAUCCGACUCUGACCACGCCCCCGACCAGGAGCCCCUCCCCUCGAACUCUGCCUCCAACUGUUCCCAGUUAACCCUCAAACUGGAGUUCUCUUCCAAGGUGGUGGAACACGAGUACAUCGUAGCCUUUACGGGCUACUUCUCCGCCAAAGCUCGAAGCCUGUACAUCAGCAGCGCCCUGAGGAACGCUGCGGACCGAGCGUUGGAGUGGCACGUCGUCCCCAGGGAAAACCCGGCCUCGGACUUCCCCAGCGACUUCGAGCUGGUCCACAUCCGCCAGGCGUCGGCACGCAGCCUGCUGACCUUAGAGGACCAUCCAUACAUCAAGAGGGUGACGCCGCAGCGCAAAGUGUUCCGCUCGCUCAAGUACAUUCCCUCCCCUGAAGCGGCUGCACCCUGCAACGCCACCCGUGGGACCCAGAAAUGGCAGUCGUGGCAGUCGUCCCGCCCCUUCAGACGAACCAGUUUAUCAUUGGGCGCAGGGUUCUGGCACGCCACCGGCCGCCACUCCAGCAGGAGGCUGCUGAGGGCCAUCCCCCGCCACGUGGCCCAGAUCCUGCAGGCAGACGUCCUCUGGCAGAUGGGACACACUGGGUCUGGUGUUAAAGUGGCUGUGUUUGACACUGGACUGAGUGAAAAGCAUCCACAUUUUAAGAAUGUGAAGGAAAGGACCAACUGGACCAAUGAGAAGACACUGGAUGAUGGUCUGGGCCACGGUACGUUUGUGGCUGGAGUCAUCGCCAGUAUGAGGGAGUGUCAGGGCUUCGCUCCAGACUCUGAGCUGCACAUCUUUAGAGUUUUCACCAACAACCAGGUUUCGUACACCUCCUGGUUCCUGGAUGCGUUCAACUAUGCCAUCCUGAAGAAAAUUGACGUUCUGAACCUCAGCAUCGGGGGGCCGGACUUCAUGGACCACCCUUUUGUUGACAAGGUGUGGGAGCUGACAGCCAACAGAGUGAUCAUGGUGUCUGCCAUCGGCAACGACGGACCGCUGUACGGCACGUUGAACAACCCAGCGGACCAGAUGGACGUGAUCGGGGUCGGAGGCAUCGACUUUGAGGACAAUAUCGCACGGUUUUCCUCCAGAGGCAUGACCACCUGGGAGCUUCCAGGAGGUUACGGCAGAGUCAAACCUGACAUCGUCACCUACGGUUCUGGUGUUCGUGGAUCAGGGAUGAAGGAGGGCUGUCGUUCUCUGUCUGGUACCAGCGUGGCCUCCCCUGUGGUGGCUGGAGCCGUCACUCUGUUGGCCAGCACCGUCCUGAACCGGGAGCUGGUCAACCCGGCGUCCAUGAAGCAGGCCCUGAUCGCCUCGGCCCGCCGGCUGCCGGGGGUCAACAUGUUCGAGCAGGGUCACGGGAAACUGGACCUGAUCCGAGCUUAUCAGAUCCUCAACAGCUACAGACCUCAGGCCAGUCUGUCUCCCAGCUACAUCGACCUGACGGAGUGUCCCUACAUGUGGCCUUACUGCUCCCAGCCCAUCUACUACGGAGGAAUGCCCACCAUCGUUAACGUGACCAUUCUGAACGGCAUGGGUGUCACCGGCAGGAUCAUUGACAAGCCCGUCUGGCAGCCUUACCUCCCUCAGAACGGCGACCACAUGGACGUGGCCGUGUCCUACUCUCCCGUGCUGUGGCCGUGGGCCGGGUACUUGGCCGUCUCCAUCUCUGUGGCCAAGAAAGCGGCGUCGUGGGAAGGAAUCGCUCAAGGUCAUGUGAUGGUCACCGUGGCGUCGCCCGCAGAGAACGACUCCGAGGUGGGCGGGGAGCUGACGUCCACGGUCAAACUGCCCAUCAAAGUGAAGAUCGUGCCCACUCCUCCGCGCAGUAAGAGGGUGUUAUGGGACCAGUACCACAACCUGCGCUACCCCCCCGGAUACUUCCCACGGGACAACCUGCGCAUGAAGAACGACCCCUUGGACUGGAACGGAGACCACAUCCACACCAACUUCAGGGACAUGUACCAGCACCUGAGGAGUAUGGGAUACUUUGUGGAGGUGUUGGGAGCGCCCAUCACCUGCUUUGACGCCAGUCAGUACGGAACGUUGCUGAUGGUGGACAGUGAGGAGGAGUAUUUCCCAGAGGAGAUCACCAAACUGAGGCGGGACAUCGACAACGGCCUGUCACUCAUCAUCUUCAGCGACUGGUACAACACGUCAGUCAUGAGGAAGGUCAAGUUUUAUGACGAAAACACCAGGCAGUGGUGGAUGCCGGACACAGGGGGUGCUAAUGUUCCAGCUCUGAACGACCUGAUCUCAGUGUGGGGGAUGGCCUUCAGCGACGGCCUGUAUGAGGGAGACUUCACCUUAGCUGACCAUGACAUGUACUAUGCUUCUGGGUGCAGCAUCGCUCGUUUCCCAGAAGAUGGAAUAGUGAUCGCCAAGAACCUCAAGGACCAAGACGGUGCAAACACAACAGACGACAGGUCCAGGCUCUACGUCUGUCCUGUGAUUGGACGGUCAGUGCUGGUGGGUGUGGUCAUGUGA
Molecule: messenger RNA, 2958 nt
Organism: Sphaeramia orbicularis (orbiculate cardinalfish)
Lineage: Eukaryota; Metazoa; Chordata; Actinopteri; Kurtiformes; Apogonidae
Gene: mbtps1
Product: membrane-bound transcription factor peptidase, site 1
Exons: 19
Coding region: 358-2958 (866 amino acids)
Biological process (GO): proteolysis
Cellular component (GO): Golgi apparatus
Molecular function (GO): serine-type endopeptidase activity
Source: RefSeq, a predicted model, not a curated record